AUGACGAAUAUGCACAGCUGGUGUUUGAAGCAUGCUCUGCUGCUUUCUUCAGUUCUUCUUUGCAAUUUCGGCACAGUGUACGCCAACAACCCGAUUAUCCAAACAUCCUACACUGCGGAUCCUGCUCCUCUUAUCGUCGACGACCGAGUUUAUCUCUUCACCGGUCACGACGAGGAUGGUUCAACAAACUACGACAUGAGAGAGUGGCUUCUCUUCUCCUCGGCGGACAUGGUCAAUUGGCAGCAUCACGGCAGCCCCAUGAAUAUCAGCACAUUUGCUUGGGCAAGCGCCAAUGCCUGGGCUGGGCAGGCCAUCGGCCGGAAUGGGAAGUACUACUUCUAUGUUCCGGUGACCAGUCGCGACGGCGCCAUGUCCAUCGGCGUUGGUGUCAGCGACAGUGUCACUGGCCCAUUCGUUGAUGCUAUUGGUGGCCCUCUUCUUGGCAAUGGCCAGAUUGACCCCACCGUAUUCAUCGACGAUGACGGGCAAGCCUACAUGUUUUGGGGCAACCCAGAUCUGUGGUAUGUCAAGCUCAACGAAGAUAUGAUUUCGUACAGUGGUGAAAUUUCAAAGGUUGAGCUCACUGUCGAUGGGUUUGGCGCUCGCAAUGACACCACAGGACGCCCUUCGGCCUUCGAAGAGGGUCCCUGGGCCUACAAGCGAGGAGAUCUCUACUAUAUGAUCUAUGCAGCUGUGUGUUGCCCGGAGGAUAUUCGCUACAGCACAGGCCCUACCAUCAUGGGGCCAUGGACUUAUCAAGGCCUUGUCAUGCCCUCGGAAGGCGGCAGCUUUACGAACCAUCCUGGUGUGGCUGACUUCGGCGACAUCUCAUACUUCUUCUACCACAACGGCGCCUUGCCAGGUGGGGGUGGAUUUACUCGAUCUGUUGCGGUCGAGAGCUUCAACUAUCUUCCCGAUGGAUCUAUCCCAGAGAUGAAGAUGACUACUGAAGGCCCGGCUCAAAGAAAGGGUGUGAAUCCUUUCGAAAGACAAGAGGCAGAGUUGAUUGCUUGGUCUCAGGGCAUUGAAGUUGAAGUUUGUAGCGAGGGCGGUAUGGCUGUUGCUUUCGUCAACGAUGGUGACUACAUCAAGGUCAAGGGUGUCGAAUUCGGCAAUGGCGUGGCAAAGUUCACUGCCGGUGUAUCAUCCGCAACCGCCGGUGGUAACAUUGAGAUACGUCUCGAUAGCUUGGAUGGAAGCCUCAUUGGUACUUGCGCUGUUACGGGCACUGGUGGAUGGCAAACAUGGACGACCGUGACAUGCUCUGUCAACGGCGCUGAAGGCAGCCACGAUCUUUACUUCAGUUUUACUGGAGAGGGAACCGACUACCUUUUCAACCUUGACUGGUGGCAGUUCGAGUAG
Colletotrichum godetiae is the source of this 1362-nucleotide messenger RNA. RefSeq names its product putative xylanase 7. Lineage: Eukaryota; Fungi; Ascomycota; Sordariomycetes; Glomerellales; Glomerellaceae. The record is from RefSeq and is a predicted model, not a curated record. The transcript has a single exon. Gene Ontology annotation, molecular function: carbohydrate binding; hydrolase activity, hydrolyzing O-glycosyl compounds. Gene Ontology annotation, biological process: carbohydrate metabolic process. Bases 1 to 1362 code for a protein of 453 amino acids.